Molecule: messenger RNA, 1151 nt
Organism: Cuscuta campestris
Lineage: Eukaryota; Viridiplantae; Streptophyta; Magnoliopsida; Solanales; Convolvulaceae
Source: the annotation of a GenBank genome assembly
UACACAAAGCCGAAAUCCGACAAGCUAAAGAAGGACGACCAGAUGGGAGGGUCCAAACUAAAGGCUGCGUAUGACGGGUCUGUCCAUCAAAUAAGGGAUGAUAAGAAGGGAGAACAACCCAAGAGGCCUUGGACGGAGAAGUGGUGUACCUACCACCAAUCUGACUCCCACAACACGGCGGAUUGCCGAAAUGUCAAGGCUGUGCUCAAGGAGAUAGCCUUGAAAGGAGAGCUUGGGGAAGGUUACGCGACGGGUAAUAAGAAAGACCCGAAAGCGAACACCUGGACCCGUCAUCAAGGAAAAGACCAGGGAAGGAGAAAAUCCGGGAAGGAUAACAACAAUCUGGAUAAAGAAUUUAUACAGAUGAUUGUCGGCGGCCCAGAAGGCGGGGAUACUGCCUCCCAGCGGAAGAACUGGGCCAGGAGUUUGCACGUGGCGGUGGUUUCCCUAGAGUCGCAUGGGAAGCAGGCAAGGAGGGAACCUAUCACUUUCACUGAUAGGGAUCUGCCCAGGACGGGGGGAGAUCAUAAUGACCCUUUGGUUAUUACAAUGGACAUCAAUGGAGCUGAUGUGGCCAGGGUCCUGGUUGACACAGGAAGCAGUGUCAAUGUUCUAUACUUGGAUGCUUUCAAGAAAUUGAAGUUGGACAGGUCCAAGCUGAGGCCAUUGCAAACCCCAUUGUCAGGCUUCACUGGAGCCAGCAUAGAAGCGGAGGGUCAGAUCACCUUACCAGUUACCUUGGGGUCGGGUAACAAAAUAGUAACCAAGCAAAUGAGAUUUGUUGUGGUUGAUAUCAAGUGUGUACAUAACGCCAUUCUUGGUAGACCUGGGAUCAACCAGGUCAGGGCAAUCAUUUUUAUGGCACACUUGUGCAUGAAAUUCUACACUCCCAAUGGGAUCGGGGAGGAAAGGGGUGAUCAAAAGAACGCCCGGUCCUGCUACCUGGAAGCAGUCAAGAAGAUGACCUGCCAGUUCGAACAAAUUGAAUUGGUCUCCCAGCAGGUAGACAAGGGUGAGGAGAAGGCUAGGAUCGAGCCGGAUGCAAACACGGAGGAGAUCCAGAUUGAUGCCUCCAAUCCUGAGAGGAAGGUCAAAAUUGGGGCUGACCUUCAGGAAGAGCUAAGGACUGAGAUUGUCCAGGUGUUGACCAG